CUGUUUUGCCUUGCCUUCACCAAACUGGAAACUAAACAGAUGUAUUGAAAGUUCCUGUUGUCCUCAGUCUCCUGCACCACUCUUCGUGAAAUGCUGUUUUCAAUAUGGACGUCUUCUCACCAUCCCAGGUCUUCUACGACGAAGCUUCCUCUCCAGACAGCCUGGAGUUUGGCCCCGGCAUGGAGCUGGACGGCUCUGAGGAGGAUGAGCAUGUGAGGAUCCCCGGGGCCCCUCACCAGCCGGGGCACUGCCUGCAGUGGGCCUGCAAGGCCUGCAAGCGCAAGUCCAACUUUGUGGACCGCAGACGAGCCGCCACCAUGCGAGAGCGCCGGCGGCUGAAGAAGGUCAACCACGCUUUUGAGGCUUUGAGGCGCUGCACCUCGGCCAACCCCAGCCAGCGCCUGCCCAAGGUGGAGAUCCUGCGCAACGCCAUCCACUACAUCGAGAGCCUGCAGGAGCUGCUACACGAGCAGGUGGAAAACUACUACGGCCUACCUGGGGGGAGCAGCUCGGAGCCCGGGAGCCCGCUGUCCAGCUGCUCUGACGGCAUGGCUGACAGCAACAGUCCACUGUGGCAGCAUCUGAAUGCAAACUACAGCAACAGCUAUUCGUAUGCAAAGCACGAUAGUUUAGGCGAUAAAUCAGCCGGGGCCUCCAGUCUGGCGUGUCUCUCCAGCAUCGUGGACCGCCUGUCCUCGGUGGGGUCCGGCUGUGGCCCCGCGGCGCAGAGAGACGGGCAGAGAGACGGGCAGAGAGACGUGCAGAGAGACGUGCAGAGAGACGGGCAGAGAGACGUUCAGAGAGACGUUCAGAGAGACGUUCAGAGAGACGUUCAGAGAGACGUGCAGAGAGACCUGCAGAGAGACGUCUCCUCCACCUUCUCUCCGGGCAGCUCCGACUCGCAGCCCUGCACGCCGGAGAGCCCCGGGUCCAGGCCCGUGUACCACGUCCUGUGAAGAAAACUCUGACAUGGAUAUAUUGCCACAGGCUUCCCCCAAACACUAGCUGCAUUUGAAACAAUAGAUAAGAACUUUUGUUCUGUGCAAAUCUGAAGGAGACUCAGCUGAACCUGAAGACCUGCGGCAAGCAGCUUUUAUUUGUACAUGAGAUUGUAAAUAUGUAUUGUAAAUGCCCAUUUAAUCUAUACAUGCUAUUAUACCCAGUGACACAUAUUUAAUUAUGACAGUUAAUGUAAUGUUGUAUUAUUCCAACAUGAAGUGGUAUUUAAGCAAUUUUAAUGUCUUUCUUUCCAU
This is a messenger RNA of Trematomus bernacchii (emerald rockcod), 1253 nucleotides long. RefSeq names its product myogenic factor 5 (gene myf5). Bases 105 to 956 code for a protein of 283 amino acids. The transcript has 4 exons. Gene Ontology annotation, molecular function: RNA polymerase II cis-regulatory region sequence-specific DNA binding; DNA-binding transcription factor activity, RNA polymerase II-specific; protein dimerization activity. The record is from RefSeq and is a predicted model, not a curated record. NCBI's taxonomy places the organism in Eukaryota, Metazoa, Chordata, Actinopteri, Perciformes, Nototheniidae. Gene Ontology annotation, biological process: regulation of transcription by RNA polymerase II; positive regulation of myoblast differentiation; muscle organ development.